AUGCUGAUGUAUUCCACUGGAAAAGAGUAUUUGAGUUUUAAAGAAACGAGUGGAGAAGUGAAGGUACGACGAUACUUGGUUAUUUCAGUUUAUUUGGCGCCGUUUCUUUUUUUAUUUGAAUUUUUAUACACAUAUGGUGUCAUCGUCCCUUUUGACGUAGAAAUCAAGAGAAACAUAUCACUUAUAUGAAUAUCGCGUGGUUCGUUUAAAGAAAAACAUUUUCCUGUCUAAAUGUGCGUGGCUCUUUAUCAAGAGUAAAAAAGCGAAUAUGUUAAUACUCCAUUGCUGUCCUAAUCAUUUCGAUUUAAAUUCAGCUGUCAUGUCUUUUACUUAACUCAUUUUGAGAUAAAUGUUUGGGUUUAUCAGUGAAUUUUUUCUUUAUUAAUAAAGUUGUGCGCUUCCUAAAAAACUUCUGCUUAGGUUAAAAAACACCAUAGAGGCUUGUCGAGAUCUGUGGAGUUGAACUUUUUCACCCGGCUUCGCUUAAAAACUGUUUAACGCAUUAAUGGCCAUAUUUAGAUAUUGAUUUGCCGUAUCGAGAAUAUAAUAUCUUGCACUCAAACCCCUCCGGCAUAGCGGUAUUUCGACCCUACAAUGUACAUUUCUUAAAUUGUUUUUUAAUUAAAGGCUUUGAAUGCGGGAAAUGAAAACAGAGAAAGGAAAGGAAUUCAAUUUACUCCACAAACAUAUUAUUACAGAAUUGGGGAUAUAUAUUUGAUACGUUUUUUUCUUAGCUUAUUUCUAUGAUCUGGGCCGAAAAAAAAUCAUUUGAAGUAACUUGCAUAAUUUUUUUUGAAUCAUAAAGUGCGUAGCUAUCGGAGCUGUGAUAUGACAGAAAUCUUUAAAUGAUGGACACCUUCAACUAAUUUUCUAAUUCACGCUGUAGAGGCCAGAAUAAACCAGAUGGGGACACGUACUAAUAGAAAUGGAGAAGAUUAGAAUAAGCUUUUAAAGAGGGACUUAUUAGACUUGAUCACAAGAGUACAUAACGUCGUGUGGUUCCUUCACAAGGGAGCUUUAUUGAGCACGGCAGGAGGUGUUACCCCCAACUUUGGAAAAAAGACUUUUAAAGGGCUGCCACACGAGUUAUUAUUUCCAUUUUUUUUCCACGAGUUAUUAUUUCCAGUUUUUUGAACCCAUUAAAGGAAACAGUCUGAGCUGAAAUAAAUAUUUUGGGCUAGUUGGAAGCAAGCACCAUUAUGAAAGAAAAGUUAGAAACAGAAAUGAUCUAUUUUGACAUUUUUAUUCCCAGCCACGAGCAUAGCAAUUAAUUUGCCUAGCUCGAGGCUUAAUAAUAAAUCGACCAUAGCUUUUUCGCAGCUGAUUUUUACAUCCAACCGGAAGUUUUAUUAGUCAUAGCAGCGGCAUCUGUUUGCGCGCAACAUAUAACACAAAAGUUAGCUAUUUUAUAGAAGAACUUUUACUCAUUCAUGUGUAAAAUUGUUAUGCUUCUAGAAUUUCACCGGAAAUAACGACAUUUUCACACAACGUUACAACUACGUCCCACUUCCGGUUAUUACGGGCCUGGUUAUGGUAAUACCGCUGGGAUGGAACAAUAAUAUUGGCUUACGAAUGCAAAUUUAUGGUUGUGCUCCGGGUAAGUCUGGUUAGAUUUUACUCAUUUGAGUCAUUUCUUGGAGAUUUUUUAGCAAAACUGCCCUUGAAGUUGUCAGUUUUUUUAUAUUUGUAAAAUUUAUUAGAUUAUUUAAGGUAAACUUUUUAUGAAUUUUUGAAAGAAACAUCAGUCAAUCUUCAAACAUUUGUUAGUACCAGCAUCUUUAGAAAAUGAGUAAUUGAUGGCCAGAGGUUUAAGAACUGUCCUCUCGUUCACUUCCCAAUUCCGGUGCAAAAUGUUGGCACAUUUUGCGACAAAGGAGACAAAUUAGAUCCUGUCUUUCUUGGAUGGCUGUUUUUAAUGAAAACGUUUCCCUAAAGGCCGUCAAUUUAUUUCCCUUAUGAAACAGUCAAACUUAUUAGUGAAGAAAUGAAGCAAAACAAAAACUAGAAAGCACAAACUAUUGAUAAAUGAUAGAAAUAGGCCCUUUCAUCAUUUUGUUAGGUUGUUCUUUAUAUAUAUAGACCUACAUUGCAGUUCGAGGGAAUUACUUAUGACAAGUUCCGUUCAUCCACAGGUUACUACUUUUUGGUGAAGCUAAAAAUAUUUGAACUUUUUGCAUUCAAUGAACUCGAAUGUUCGGAUAACUCAAGAGAACUGUAUCAAUACUGGUCAGCUAAAUCUACAAACGAGGUACAUUCGAACAAUCUAACAGUUAAUCACGAAUCCUGCUUUGAUCUGCAAUUAAAAGCUCUAUCACUAAUCCAUUGCCCCUCAUAUACGAGUACCUAAUUUAUCGCAUAUGCUUUCUGUUUCCCGGGAAGGGGUGUACAAAUGUUGGGCUAACACGUCAUUCACUAUAACCUUUACAUUUUCAUGUAAAAAUGUUUCCUAAACUCGCUCACAUAUCUUGUACCAUGAUUUCUCUUGCAGAUAAGACGUCUUUUAGAGCAGACCCAAGGGUUUCUGCGUGUGACGUUUCGACGCUUUCGGUGGGUGCUCUAAGUGUUUUAGUCAUGCUGUACUCUGGGGUUGAGAUGAGCUUUGAAACCUUUAAUGUUUUAGUUAUUCUAAAAAUCGACGUUCGAUUUUCGAUGGAAACAGACUCUCUCCCACUUGGUAGCGAAGCAGAUGUGAAAAAAAAAAAUUAACACUUUUAAGUAUUUUUUUGUUGUUGUUUUACUAUACAGGUUGAGUGCACGGUCGUUUAAACCAUUGGUUUCCGCUGAGUUGGAGAUACAUUGUAUCAAGGAAGCUUCCUCCUUCGUUUCUACGACCCUGGAAAAAAAAGUGUCUUCAGAACGCAUCGAAAUCUACUAUCCUGGUUGGUAAAAGAAUGUAUUCAGUUGCAGUCGAGCAGAUAUUUUAGCAACUCCAUGGGUAGCACAGAAACUUGCAAAAUUUUAUUUACUGCACUACUCAUCUUGAGUUGUGAAUCAUCAAAUGAAUUUUCCUCAACUCGAUGGCCCCUUAUCACCAACGUUUGUCCCAGUUUAUUCAGCAUAAACCUACCGUGGGUUUUAUUUUUCCAUCCUAGAGCCUAAGGAUGCUGUUCUAAGGCAAAUGUCCUUCCCAGAAAUUUUUAAGAACUCUCUUACAGUUUAGAUGGUAACGACUCGUACUCCUGAAUAGAAAAUUGGCACUGCGUGAGUAAUGUCCUCACCAAAAACAGCAGUCAAAGAGUUCUUGUCAGGGCUCAAACUUGGAUCUCUCAAAUCUUGUCUAGAUCGUAGGUGAAGCUGUCCUAAAGGGGCCAUAAAGAAAAUAACUUAAUUUUGGAUAUUCAUUCUUUCUAUUAAAUAACAGAUUAACAUUUGAUUUAAUUGCAGGAAAUUCCAGUUGUUAUUCCCCUGACGUCGAAAUCCACGUCGUCAAUAAGAAAUCUUUAACCAGGAAAGUUUUCACAACCUCACGCCCGAAAUUGCUCGCCGUCAUCUCUCGCUGUGACACCAGGCCUAUGCGAUUAAGUUCUUCCUUAUGGGAAAUGUCACUUGUCUGUGACGAAAAUCGAAAUCUUGCAUUUCAAAACAUUAGCCUUAAGGAGAGGUUCGUAUUUAACCCUCGCAAGAUUUGUGGAUAUUGCAAUACUCCCUAUUCAAUAAUUAUCAGAUAUUCAGCACGUCUCAAUGACCCUAGUGGAAGAAGAAUAGAAGCUUUUAACCUCCUCAAGGUGGAACUGCCAGAACUUUUGGCAGAGAUAAAAGGCCAGCAGGAGGCUAGCAGAGGAGUGUCGGGUGAAGUAAUCUUAAAUGCUUCGCAGUCACAUGAUCCAGAUAGCCUAGCUUAUGGAGUACUUAGUUUCAAUUGGUUUUGCAGUUAUAAGAUGGAUAACAUGUCUUUAAAUGAGAGCUGCGGUAACGGAAAGAUGACCUCAAACGGAUCAAUCUUGGUCGUAUACGUCAAUAGACUAAAGUCAAUGCAGAGCUACCAUUUUAAAGUGCUGAUUUCAAAGGGAAAUAGGAAAAAAGAAGCAACUCAUAUGCUUAAGGUGCAUCCAGCUGUAAACUUCACUUUCAGGUAAGACAGAAAUGCGUUUCGACAUCUUUUGUCAGACGGACUGCCAUAAUUUUUCUUUGGAAAUUAGAUUGCAUAAGAAACGAAAAAGUUAGAGUAGAAAAGGGCCAACAUGUGAUCCAGUCUAACGCUAACGAGCUCAUAGUAUCGGCUUGUCUUAGAUACCCGUGCAUUUUUAGUCCAAAAAAAAUUUACUUAAUUAACAACUCGUGUCAAGUUAAGAACUCGAUUCAAAUUUCAUCUGUUUGAACUGAAUUCACGUCCUUAAUAUGUAAGCAUGAUUAUCACGUUUCUUUAUUUUUGUUUUCAAAAUUAAUUGCAAUCAAUGUGCUAUACAAAAUGUCUUUCUGAUACUAAUGGCUACAACCUUUCUUGGGGCUAUCGGAGGCAAUUGGAUCCUACCGAGAUGAAACGUUUAAGUUUUCACUCGUAAACUCGAGCAAAGGGCAGGCGAGGGGAUCUUGCUUUUUCGUUUAGUAAUACAUUUAUUUCUGCUGCUGAGCCAUUAUCUAAUGACGAUUAUAUAUUAAUAGUGACAAUAUCUUUAAUUGCAGAUGCAUAACCAAUUGCGGUGAAAAGGUCAUUCAAUCCAAGCCGUUGAAGCUCAAACCCAUUUGUGAGGGAAAACUAUGCAAUUUGAUUAGGAACAUAAAAUGGCAUGUCUACAUUUUUCAUUCCACGAACCAUAGCCGUAGGUGGAAAAAUUUACAAGCAUUUACCUGUAUAUCUCCAAGACAAUUGAAAACUUUUUCCGAGAAGGGAUUUUCCUUGAGGAAUAUUUCUGAUGAAAUCAGAAACCCUCGGAUAAAGAUCAAGGCUACGAUUGGAAUACAGAUUAAACAUGAUUUGAUCCACGAAGAUUACGAGAAAGAGUUCGUUGUGAAUUCCUUGCCUGAUGAAAAAAAGGAAGGAGGUGGCUGUUCUGUCACCCCUGAUGACGGUUUCGCAGUGGAAACGUUAUUCAAUAUAACUUGCGUUGGAUGGAAUGACGAGGAUAAACCCCUAAAGUACGAGUAUCACUACAACACGAGCGCUGGCAUAGUAAUCAAUUAUCCAAAGGCAAUAAACAACAUGUUGUCUACACAUCUUCCCGCGGGGGAUAGAGCAAAGGACUUUGAGUUACUGGUGGGCAUUAUUGUUAUGGAUAAACUUGGAGAUAAAAGAACCAGCAAAAUUAGAGUCAAGGUAAGACAGUGACUUUUACAAUUUUUUAUUUUUCCUCAUUAAAAAAAAUUAUUUUGAUCUUUGGAUAAAGAUCAAGAAAAGAAAUGGGCUAAGAAGCCUCAAGCUGGGAGCGAGGCAAAUUUUAGACGGAUCAACUUUUACGAAAAGGAAUCUGAUCAGAACAUAAUCAUUUAUCCUUAAUCAGAUUAAUAAGGAAAAUUAAAUGUAUUGCGGGAAAUUAAAUGUAUUUCAGGGAGCGAUGAGAAUAGGAGAGCAGUCUAUUCUAAUGAGUUGGCAAUUGAAAUCAUGUAUUAAAAUUUAGCGUUGGGAAGGUAAAGAGGUUCAUCUCUUCGAGAUUUUUCUCAAAAGAAAUGAUUUAAAACCCACUUUUUUAGUCUUAAAUUGUGUUUUUCAAAUUUAAGAUUGCGUGACCGCUUGUUUCCGCUGUAGAGCUUCUAAAACGUGUUUCAGCAGUUUUUUUUUUCAUUCUGAGUAGGUAAGGGACCAGGACUCAGUGAUGGAAACGUUACAUAAGAUUGCAAACGGAAGUAAGAACAAAUUCAUAGACUUGGCAAACAAGAGUGAGUAUAAGAAGGCCUGCGAGGUGGCGAUUUCGGUGCUGUCAAUUGUGGAACAGAGGAGGCACUCGAAUGAUUCAAAGGUUAGUUACAUUUUGUUCAUCUCAAAAGCAGUACGAAUUUUUGCUACAAAUAGUUACAAAAAACAAUAACAUCUCAACGGAAAAGUGAAAUCUCAAAAGGAAAUACUUUCGAUCAAACACAAGAGGAAAAGGACGAGAUAGCAAACUCAUAGUUGGUUUUACAGAUUAUUUAUGGAAGAUUGUUCCAGUUUUUUUUAACUAGAGCGAAAAAAAAAAAGCCAUUUCAAUCGAUACUCAGCUGAAAAUUAUUAUUGCUGUAGCUUGCUAUGAUACAGAAAAUUUGUAGCUAGCUUUAAUAAUUGAUCAGAUAUAAUAUGCAAUUUCCGGGGAAACAUGGAGUAAUUUUUUCUUUCGCUCUAUCUAAUAGCGAAGUGCAAUAUCAGAGGAAACAGCUCGGAAGGUAAGAAUAUAUAGAUUAAAAGCCACAUGCGAAGUCACGAUUAGCUCAUGGUUGCCUUUUUAAAAAGAAUUACCUAAUUAAGUUUUUUACUUAUGCCUAGCUGAAAGAUAAUACCAUAAACGCACUGAAAGGAGCUAGAAUCCACGAUAUGGACAUUUUCACAAAAGUUACUACGGUGUUAGCCAUGGUAACCGACGAAAGAGACGAGAUAUCUCAAGAUAAACAGGUAACAUGGGGUACUUAUUUUACCGCUCGGUACAAAUUUUUAGGCAACUGUUUUUCCUGUUUGCUAUCAAGUUGAUAUCUUUAGCUAUACCCUGUUUGGAGAGGAAAGAAUGUCAUAAAACAGGCUUUAGGCUUUGAAUGGAUAAAAUGAAGAAGUUGACAAUCUUUAGGCGAAUUGAUAACAAAAAGUAAAUGCAUUUGGCCUAUUUUAUAUUGUACUCAGGGCGUGGCAUUGGAACUGCUGGAAAAUGCAACAAAUUUUCUGUCCUCGUUACUAGCGAACAAAAGCGAAGAUGCAGAUGCACGCACGGUGGCAGAGAUCAGUUCCAAAGUAUUACUUGGGUUGGGAAAUAUUUUGAGAAUAUCUUCUGAAGAUGCCAGAAUCUAUGUACUUGGCUCCGCAAUUGGAAAACAUUGGUAUAAUGUGGACAAGACUAAGGUAUUGCAGAAUACUCAAGAUUGACAGUGUAAUUACGAUAUGAUUUUUUACUUCACUAACUAACAUUCCUCACUGGGGUACCCGUUCACUCUGGAUUGGUCAUUACUAAACCAUGGCAUUUUACGUUGAGAUGAGAAGAACACCGCAAAGCAUGACGAGUGUCGUCAAAGCUUGGUCAAGCCAGGUCACUGUAGGUCGGUAAGCUCAGAGGUUUACCUCACUCAGGCUUCGUCACGAGCCAAACACCUUUUAACAAAUUAAAAAUUUCCACUUUUCCUUUAUUUUUCAUUUGCAGGGAAGAGCUAUUGCCAUGAAAGCUCUUAAAGUUGCAUGGAAACUUCGAAAUCUCCUCUUGGUUACCGAAUCUGCUGUGGAACCUGUGGUUGUUGACAGUCGCUUUCUGUCGAUGGUUCUCUUCGUACAGGAUAAGUCAAACGCAAUAGUAGAAAUCGACAAGAUUAAGUUUAAACUACCGAAUUACAAAGAGGCACUCAACGCACAAGGAGUAAAUGGGGCUGAUCUCACUUGCAAGGUGGUGUUAUUCAAGAUAAAUCCUUACACUUGGCACACUAGUGCAGCAAGAGGUAAGUAAGUUACUGUUGAAAGUACUAACAACGUGGGGGACAAUUCACUUCUCUUUGGCGAGAAUCAUAUAAAUUACAAUUUGUUACGUGAGGUCACAGUGAAAAGCCAUUCCUUGUGAAUUGCAUCUAAAAAAGUUACUGUAACUCCUUUUCUCCCUACGAUCAUACUAUCGAACUACGAACUGCUUGACAAAAUUCUGUGGUUUGGACAAAUAUUUUCAUUCUCCAUGUCAUUCGAAAUUAUUUAUCGCUGCAACUGUCCAUGUAACAUGUAACUUCACAUUUUCUUAGCUUUAAGUGGUGUUUCUGAGCGUAGCCAUAAAAUCAAUAAUAUGACUGGAGUCGUAGUCGUGAGCUUUAAGAUGAAAACACAACGUAAAAAUAGUAAAAACAAAUAUUUCGGCUAACCAACAAGAAAACAACCUAAGAGCAAUAUCAUAAUGAGACUGACCAUUUUGAAUAGAUGGUACACUCUUUUUUUUCUCUUGUAGUCAAAUCAUGGGUUAUUGACGUUGUCCUUCAGCCUGAAAAAAAGAAAAAUUUGUCUUUCUCCAAUUUAAAGAAGCCAGUGCAGCUGUAUAUACCGCAUAACACCAACAAUGGAUCUAAAGGUGAUGUCCUGAGCAAGACAGUGCAUUAUUUUGUCAAACCAAGCUUUGAAAUCAACGACUCUAAGUUUAUACAGUACCAUGAAGUUAACAUUCCUCACAAACGCGAUGUAGUUUAUGUAAAACUGAAACCAGAGAACCUAUUUCCUGUCUCUCUACGUGUCUAUGUGAGCUUUUAUGAUUACCCCACGCCAACGAAGCACACCUUUUCAGUUGCAAUACCAUGCAAGCUCGGAGAACCGAAAUGUGGCAAGGAUAGCUAUAUCUUUUCUUUCAAUGCUUCUGAUACUGGCCAUACUGGAAUCCACUACAUUGGGAUACACUAUUACGAGAACAAUAGCCAUACAGACAUGCCUCUUCACAAAAGAGCAAGAAGAAGUGUUGAUCCCAAGACCGGACUCCGGAGCUAUUGCAAAGACGGAGGAAGACGAAAGAAACGAUCUUGUGUUGGCACGAAAGAUCCGCCCCCAGCCCCCACGCCUGUACCCACCAUUUUGAGGCCAGAAUACAAUGCUUCUACAGAUUUAAAUUACACCUUGGUGGUAUCAGUCGGGAGUUGCUUCUAUUGGUCUGAAGGAAAGGAGUAUUGGACCGACGAGGGAUGUAAGGUAGGGAUUGCUGCUGAAAUGAUGAGUAUAAAAAACACUUAAGUAAAGUACAUCUUCGAUUACAAUGGCUUUCAUACCUUGUGUCUGCUGGGGUCGUAAGUGGUGGUGGGUCGCAAACAAACCCACCCUACUCCUCCAGUCAAGGAAUUUGUCAAUGACGGUAUUUUAUUGUUUUAAAAGUUUCUUUCAUCUGGUUUGCUCCUUUAGAUUGCACCAGAAGUAGUUUCAGGGAAUAUCUACUGCCAAUGUAACCACCUAUCUUCUUUUGGCGGAGCGUUCUUCGUGGAACCAAAUAGAAUUGAGUUUCACAAGGUCUUUGGUGAGUUCAGAGAUCUCAGGAAGAACUUCGUCGUCUUGGUAACGGUAUGCAGCAUGCUCUUGAUAUAUUUUAUUGGCCUCGUCUUCACCCGCCGGGCAGACAGACAAGAUACACAAAAGGUCAGGAAAUAAAAUGUUGCUAUACACUUUUUAUUCAGGAAGGAUAAAGAGACUAGACAUCUGAAUAAAUGUAAUUUGAAAAAGAUCUCCAGUACAGCAUAAACUUGAGCUUAGGGGCCUGGUUUCUGCCACCCAAUGACAUUUUCGGUGCAAGAGGUAAGUAAACAACUACACUUGGAGCGUUUUCAAUUAAUCAGAGCUGGUCGGUCAGGCUAGCCACGAGAUAAAGGAACUCCAUUUUUAAUAUCGAGUACUAAACUAGAUUAUUAAGAGCAUAUAACGUUCUUUUCUUUUCUGUGGGAGAGAACUCAUAGUUAUAUCAGUGCUUGCGCGUCUUUUUAUUCUAAAUAACAAGAAAAAGUAGAAAUUGCAGCUGUGCCAGAGAGAGAUUUAUUUUUUAAUUUGUCGCUACUAGAUAAUACCAAAUGUUUAUCUUCCGGUUGGCGACGAGGAAGGACCACAUCACUACCACAUAUCCAUUCAGACAGGAAUGUGGAUAGGCAAUGGAACCACAGCCAGUGUUGGAAUGAUAAUUUACGGCGAGGACUCCUACAGUGAUACGAUCGUCCUUAACGACUCAUCUUUGCAGAAAUCGUUUUUCUCUCGUGGAAGUAUUAAUACAUUUACAGUAUCUUUGCCAAGAAGACUGGGGUCGCUUUACAAAGUAAAAGUUUGGCACGACAAUAGCGGCGAGAGUCCUGGGUGGUUCUUACAAGAUCUAGUUAUAACGGAAUUGGAAACGGAGGAAAAAUGGUAUUUCCUCGCAAAAAGAUGGCUGGCAGUCGAAAAAGGUAAGGGAGAGAUCGAACUAGAGCUCAAAACUUCAAAGAAGAAGGAAAUAUCUUCGUUUAAAAACCUUUUCCACUUCAGAGCUUCAAAGCAACUAGCUGAUGGACACUUAUGGAUUUCUGUCUUCGCAAAACCACCUCAAAGCCCCUUCACGCGGACGCAACGGUUAUCAUGUUGCAUGUCUGUGGUCUUCUUAGCCAUGGUCACAAAUGCUAUGUUUUAUGACUUUGGUCAGAGGCCUCGCGACACUUUUCAAAUUGGACCGUUAACCAUGAGUUGGACACAGGUGAAAAUUGGAAUCCAAAGUGCAUUAAUCGCACUACCUGUAAAUGUAUUCAUUCUAACUGUUUUUCGAAAUGUCAAAACUAAGACAACACUAAAGGAUCACAGAGAGCUCGAGGAGGAAAAUUCACCAAAAGGACUCCCACACGUUUUCAUAUACGUGGCAUGGGUUCUUUGCAGCCUCGCCAUUCCGUCUUCAGCGUUCUUCACUGUGUUGUACAGCCUGCAAUGGGGAGCGAAUAUCUCAAAUGAAUGGCUCACAUCAGUGCUCAUUUCUUUUUUACAAGACGUGUUUAUCUUGCAACCCGUUCAAAUUGCAAUUAUUUCUUCAUUACUAUCGAUUAUAAUCAGAAAACCCCUAAAACAUGAUCCGGUGCGUGGCUUGCCACACCGAAAAAAUCCGUGCCAGGAAGACACUAUGGUUCUACCGCCAGAAAAAGACGUGCUAGAAACAUCUCGAAAGUUCUGGAUAAAACUUCGAAAGAUGUUUCGAUCUGUCCGGGAAAUCAGCUUCUUUUUGAUUUUUGUUAUAUUACUGUUCGUAGUAUGCUAUGGAAAUAGGGACGUUUCAAGAUAUCACCUGAGAAGGUCAGUCGGGGAUAUAUUCAAUAAAUCUGGCGAGGUAAGAUUUCUUUCCUAUCCAUGUUACAGUGGGUUUUUGUGGGAGUCACGGUUUCCUAUUGGUCAUUGCGUUGAACUUCUGGUCGAGAAUUGUGGGUCGAAACUUGGCCCGGUUAUAGUGUCGUGUUCUUGGAACUCACAAUACCUCUCUCCACCCAGGAGUAUAAACAAGUACCAACGAAUUAUCGGGAAAGCCUGAUCAAAUGCUUGAGGCAUCCUUGCGAUAGAUUGGCAUCUUGUACAGUCGAGAGUAGUAAGGUAGAAUUGGGCGCCUCAUGUGAUGGAAACUGGGAUGAACUCCGGCUGGAUGGGCCACUUUAACCCUUUACACCCUAACAUCAGUAUGCAAACUCUCCUUACUGUGCUCUACACAUUUCCUAAGGUGCUGACAAGGAGAAUUUGUUAAAAAAUCAAUAGCCUCUUUAGAUGGUGAUCAUUUCCUUUAUUCUUGUAACCUAAAUGACUGAUUCGCGGAUGAUAUUGUAAGGAGAAAGUAGGUGAUAAUCACUAUUAGGGGUUGAAGGGUUAAUACCUUCACUACCCAUGACAAUCAAUAAUCAACCUACAGUCGUUACAUAUCAAUUUAUUAUUACAAGUCUCUAUUCGUCAACGUUGGCAAGAAAACUGUACAGGGUAACGCCAUUUUACAGGAUGCAUCCUCCCCAUGGAGACUUCCUUAAGCUUCCCAUUUUUACCAAAGCAAUGGUAUUUGGAUAAAAGAGUUUCAUAAGCCCCCCUACGCAGUACUCCUGGCUAUUAACAGCUCUUCGCUUCUCGCAGCUACCACGAAAUUUGAUCAAAGAUGAAUAGUGGGAAAUUUUCAACGCUAUAGUUUAUUUUGAAAUUAUCUGAUGGUAUAUCCCUCUCAUUCUGAAUUUUUUAGGGAAUAAGGAACACCACGGCAUUUUGGAACUGGACUCGAGAAAAACUAGUGCCAGGCCUCUUCUUAUCCAAAUGGUAUAAUGGGAAGCAGGUUAAGUUAGGGGAGGGUUUCAUCAGCAGUGGAUAUCCUUUUCUAGUUGGCAUGCCCAGGCUCCGGCAGAUUAGAGUGAAAUCAGGUAAGAAUGUAAGACGCUAAAGGGUUAUCAGGUUCUAAGGAAGCACGUUUUAUCUUUCUUAAGACGCGCUCUGUAGUUGGGAAGAAUUGGAAUUAAUCAUGAAUAGGUGUAAAUUUUGGACUAUGCGUUGCACCCUCUCCACAACUGAUUGUUGGGCGACUUUAAAAGCGUAUUUCAUAUUAGCGAUUCCAAAAUCUGAAGGGUGAGCAUAGUCAUCUCGGAAAAUAGUAGUAGCUUCAACUACUCAGUGAAUUUCUGUUAUAAGCAGAUGUUCGGACACAAAGGGUGAUUGUCUUGUAAUGUCGCAUCAGAGGAUAAGCCAGCUUUAAGGGGAUUUACGUAAAAUUUUGAACUCGUUCUUUGCAGAAUCAUGUCUGACGGAUGAUUACAUUAAAGUGAAGCGAUGCUUGUCACAUUACAGCUCUCAUUCAGAAGACAAGACGACAUACAAUCUCCGUGACUGGACACCAAUUUAUAACAUCAGCGAAUUCGAGGCUUCGUUUGAUGAGGUAUGUCCUAAGCCCUGGAGGUAUAGGACAGCAAAUGCCUUGGAGGCACUCCCCUUUAACGGGUUCUACGCCAGUUACGAUGGUGGAGGCUAUGUCGCUGAUCUUGGCUAUAAUGCUGAAUCAGCUUUAAGAGUAAUCGAUGACCUAGAAAACAACGAUUGGAUUGAUCUUAGAACAAUUGCAGUGUUUGUUGAAUUCACAGUUUAUGAGCCCUCAAGCACACUUUUCAGCGCAGCCAAGUACUUGCUUGAGAGGUACCCAACAGGAAGCUCCAUUAUGAAUACCAGAAUUGAUACCUUAAAGAUUUUUUACCCUGCGGAUCCUGGAUUUCGUUCGAUUUAUUUAGCUUGUUACUUCCUACUUAUUGUUUUCCUUCUUGGAUUACUUUUGAUGGAGAUUUUAAAACUAUUUAAUCAAGGAUGGAGGUACGUAACACAUUUUUGGAACUUGAUAGAUGCUUUGCAAGUUAUCGCUGCUGCAGCUGCAAUGGCAUCCUUUUUCUUCAAGGCCAAAUAUACGAGUGAUUUUUUAAAGCGUGUUAAGAAGAACCCGUUCGCCACAUCAAGUUCGGACUACAUUGUAUUGUGGUGUGAUGUAGAAACGUGGCUGCUGUCUCUUGUCGUCUUCAUUGUUACCGUGAAAUUUUUGAGGUUGCUAAAAUUCAACAACCAUAUCUGUCACUUCACGUAUACCGUGAAAUCAGCAUUGAAACAUCUAUUUUCGUACUCAAUGGUGUUCACAGCUACAAUCCUUGCAUACACACAGUUAGGUACUCUUCUAUUCGGAAGCAAUGUGUCUACCUACUCAAACCUGGCAAGAUCCCUCGUGAUGCUCUUAGAAAGGCUGCUGGGUGAUAACAUGUACACAAAUGAGCUCAAGGCAGCCAACCAGAUUAUGGCCCAGUUGUUUACCGUUGCAUAUUCGUUAUCUAUUGCAAUGAUAUUAAUGAACAUGUUUUUGAGUAUCCUUCACAGUUCCUACCGGGAGAUAAGGCUUCUCAAACAAGGGCGUUUUCCUGACGUAGAAUUAGCUCGGUUUGCUGCGCACUAUUUCAUGGACAAAGUCAAGAUUCUUUGGCAUGACACUAAACACUCAUUAAAAGAAACUAAGCUCAGAAAACUGCGAUUUAAUAGAAGGAAAGCAGAUGUCUUUGGCAUUUUGAAAAGGGACUCCAAAAUUAACCGAAAAGCUGAGGAGUACAUUUGCUUGUCAUCCGAAAAUGUAAGAUUCGAAGAGGUGGUUUUGGAGGAAAUGAUAGAUAUUGAUUCAGUGGAUGAGUACAAUUCGCUAAAAGACGUGAGGAAAACUAUACUUCAAAUAGGAGGAAAUUUCUUUCUGACACAAAAUGAAUGGAGUUCUAGUAGCAUAAAUGAAGAAGACGACGACAGAGAAGAUGCAAGCUCAUCGAAAGGCGACUGGAGUGACGGAAUGGAAAGCAGUUUUUCGAACACGUCGGACAUGGAUCUUGUUUAA
Messenger RNA from Pocillopora meandrina, 13928 nucleotides. The record is from the annotation of a GenBank genome assembly. NCBI's taxonomy places the organism in Eukaryota, Metazoa, Cnidaria, Anthozoa, Scleractinia, Pocilloporidae.